Messenger RNA from Botrytis porri, 597 nucleotides. RefSeq lists its product as uncharacterized. The record is from RefSeq and is a predicted model, not a curated record. Bases 1 to 597 code for a protein of 198 amino acids. Lineage: Eukaryota; Fungi; Ascomycota; Leotiomycetes; Helotiales; Sclerotiniaceae. The transcript has a single exon.
AUGUCUUCGGAGGGAAGCUCGAUCAGUCCAUCCAUGGAAGAAGCACCUCCAGCAUACUCGAGCGUUGAUGGUAUUCACUCCAUAUCUACACCACAUUUUCAUAUGCUGGAUUACUUGAAAUCGAGACUGGUUAAAAAAUUCUCCAAUUACAAUAGUACUCUUAAAAUCCUCAUUUUCAGACAUCGCCUGAGGUUAUAUGAACUUUACCAUAUGCAAGAUCAUACAUUGCCCGUACAGAUACACCUCAUCAAACUCGGAGUUGAUGCUCCUUGUGAAAAUAUGAAUCGGUCGAAGGGAGAUUACAACCUCCAGCGCAUGAAGAAUAUCGAGAUUUCGACGAUUGUCAACCAGGAAAUCUCAUUUUUUGUUCGAGUCUAUAAGCGAGGUCAUAAUGGGAAACAUCUAUCGCAAAAGGAUGUGAUUGAUUAUUUUAAUGCGUGGGACUAUGUGGUUCAAAUGACGCAGCCACAACUUCGAAGUGCACCGAAUCUCGUGAGGGGUAGUGAUAUCAUGAGGAGAUGGUGGUGCAAUGAUAAUUCUAGUGAUUAUUCAUAUCUUCCUCUCUUGGAGUCAUAUUUCCCAAAAAAUUAUCUCUGA